ACAAAUUUUGCAAUGCAAUAAUGCAGAUUCCACUAUGUUGCAAUAUUUGCGACAAUGCCCAGAGCUAUAUUCACCUUGCUUCUGGAUGGGCGCUUUUGCAUUGAUGCAACUGGUAUUCAUCAUAAGUAUAUCCAGUCAAUUCCUGUUCAAUAAAAAAAGAUGGUGCAUACAGAGAUUGAAGAGUGCAGCUCCUGAAAGAAAUGAGCAUUCAUAUCAGGACCAAAAGAAUACAGUCAUAAAGCUGGGUGUAUCAUAUCAAGCAUGCAAAUUAUGCUGCCUGCUUAUGUUAGCAGUUCAUAUUCUGCGUGUAUUCUUAUUCCAGUUCAAUGGAAGACUAUGUAAUUGCGUGUAUCCAUCUUGUGUGCUAAGUGAAGGCUUUCAGGUUCUAUCCUGCAUGAUAUUGUCGAUAGCAGUAUUCAGUUUUCAGGAAACAAAAUGUACAAAACUACCAUUGAUAAUUCGAUCAUGGUGGAUAUUUUACUUUCUACAAUCAAUUACCAUGGUGGUAUUGGAUCUCAGGUCAAUUUUAUCAGAUCAUGAACACAUAGGAUAUGAAGAAUGGACCAAUCUAUUCAAUCUUGGUGUUUGCGCUUGUCUGUUUGCAGCAUCAGCCAGAGGAACAACAGGGAUCAGGAUCACCUUCAUAGAUAGCAGCAGCAUAACAGAGCCACUUCUGAAUUCAUCUAUAGGACAGCAAACAGAAGCUGAAAGACCGUGUCCGUAUGGAAGGGCAGGUAUUGUACAACUUAUCACAUUCACCUGGAUGAAUCCUAUCAUUGCUACUGGAUACAGGAAACCUCUAGAUAAGAAUGAUGUGCCAGAUCUUGAUGGGAAAGAUUCUGCCGAGUUCCUCUCUGAUUCAUUUAAAAAGAUCAUAGAUGAUGUUGAACACAGGCAUGGUUUAAGUACUUCAUCAAUCUAUACAGCAAUGUUCCUAUUUGUUAGACGGAAAGCAAUGAUCAAUGCAGGGCUUGCUGUGUUAAGUGCCAGUGCAUCCUAUGUUGGACCGUCACUGAUUAACGACUUGAAGUUCCUUGCAGGAGACAGGCAAUAUGGAGUAUGGACACAAAAGAGGUUACCUUCUAGCUUUAGCUCUUCUAAGUGCUAAAGUUGUGGAAACAAUAGCACAGAGUCAGUGGUGGUUUGGAGCUCAACAGCUCGGGAUGCGGCUUCGAGCUGC
This is a messenger RNA of Panicum virgatum (switchgrass), 1180 nucleotides long. Its product is annotated as ABC transporter C family member 9-like. The record is from RefSeq and is a predicted model, not a curated record. Lineage: Eukaryota; Viridiplantae; Streptophyta; Magnoliopsida; Poales; Poaceae. Bases 35 to 1108 code for a protein of 357 amino acids. The transcript has a single exon.